Messenger RNA from Cherax quadricarinatus, 4487 nucleotides. RefSeq names its product de-etiolated protein 1 abo (gene abo). Gene Ontology annotation, cellular component: nucleus; cullin-RING ubiquitin ligase complex. NCBI's taxonomy places the organism in Eukaryota, Metazoa, Arthropoda, Malacostraca, Decapoda, Parastacidae. Gene Ontology annotation, biological process: protein ubiquitination; positive regulation of proteasomal ubiquitin-dependent protein catabolic process. The record is from RefSeq and is a predicted model, not a curated record. Gene Ontology annotation, molecular function: ubiquitin-like ligase-substrate adaptor activity; ubiquitin protein ligase binding.
CGUGUAGACAUGUGAGAAAACUUAACCACCUCUGGUCACUGCAGGUGGCCCCUCGACCCUCACAAUCUUAUCCAUAUCUGUCCGAGACCAGUAUAAAUUGGAUAGCACCCUCAAGACCUAACGGAUCAGUAUGGUAGUGAUGCCUAUGUUAUCUGGGAAGAUCUAAACACCAACAGCCUGAGUAAGUUUCAGGCUAGAUGAUGAGAGCAGAUCACCUGAAAAUAUCUGAAGGUAAUCUUCAGGAAUUCCUAAAAAAAUUAUUGAUUUUAGGCAAAAUGUCCAAAAUCUAAUUACCAGAGGGAUUCUCCACAGAGCUUUGGGGGACAUGGUGAAUACAGAACUUGGCAUAUCUGUACAACGAAUCCCACCUCAAAACCUAGUUGUCCGGCUUUUCCAUCGUGAGAUACACAAGCAGUCACACUGUCAGUUACAUACUGACCGAUUCUUCUACCAAAAUGUCUCGCCGAACUUUACUGUAACAAAUGUUCAGAAGCCACCAUGUUUCCUGAGGAAAUUUAGUCCUGAUGGAAGAUUCCUGAUUGCUUUUUCUGCAGACCAAACCAGCAUAGAAAUCUUCCGGUACAUGGGACCAUCUGCUGCUGCCGACUUAUUACAUUGGUGUGAGAGUACAUCUGUCCUUAAAGAAAAUGAUCCAAAAACCCAUGAAAUUCGUAGGAAUAUUUUUGAUAGUUUCUUCAAGCUGAAACACACUGUGACUGUUGCAACAAAUGGUGAACAACUUAAUCGUGAAUGCAGCCUUUUCACGGAUGAUGGCAAGUAUGUUAUUGUUGGAUCUGCUGCCAUUGAUGAUGUCAACAGCAUCGACCACUUCGAUAUGUACAGAAAUAAUGAAUCGGUUACCCCAAACCCUCGCUCUCCUCUUGAAGACUACACACUUCAUAUUGUUGACAUUGAAAUGGGCCGACUCUGUGAUUCCAGGACAUUCUUGCAUGAUAAGAUAUUCCUUUCUCAUAACCAAGGGCUUUACUUGUACCGACAGACACUUGCCGUUCUUUCUGUACAGCAUCAAACCAUACACAUAUUUCAGAUAACAAAAGAUGGAUGCUUCUUAGACGUUCGCACAAUUGGCAGAGUUUGCUACGAGGAUGAUGACUACUUGCUGGCCACGGUCUGCACGGAUCGAAUGCAAUGGAGUUAUCAGCAUGUUAGAGAGAAAAUAAUUAAUUGUCUUAAACACAGGCUGCUUGUGUUUCUUUAUCGGCGUGCUGAAACCAUUAGUAUGGAAGAGGGUAACCCCCGUGCGCUACGAGAGUUUUGUCACUACUUUGAUCAUCUGUACCGCCUUCGCAUGUGGAAAAUGCAGCUUCUAGAUGAUGUUCACUUACUUAUAAAGUAUGCCUCUGAGGAAGUGGUCACUCUUCGAGCUGCCGAACCAAAUGGACAGCCAUCAUUUUUUGUUGUAUACAACAUGAUCUCGACUGAAGUUCUUGCAGUCUACAAAAACACAUCUUCAGAACUCUUAGAACUUUUUGAAAAGAUGGCAGAUUUUUUCCGCAAUGCGAGAUUGAGCUGUGAAUCUCAGUUCACGUGCUCACCAUCGAAUAAUAACUGGGCAAGGUUGAUUCACAAAAGGUUCAAGAAAACGAUCAUCAACGCUCGUGGCGGCGGCAUCACCGAGGCAACAAAACGACUCUUGGGCCAAUUGCCAAUCUCAGCUCAGUCAUUCUCAGCUUCUCCGUACUUGGAUUUGACACUUUUCUCAUACGACGACAAAUGGGUCUCGGUAAUGGAACGACCCAAGAACUGUGCAGAUCAUCCUAUUAGGUUUUAUGGUCGUGAUUCAGGCUUGAUCAAAUUCUGUAUCAACGCAGAACGAGUCGAACUUCCAGGAUCCACCGCUCAGUCAGCAACUGCCCGGAGGCUUGUAGCAUUUACAUUUCACCCUGCAGAUCCAUUUACUAUCUCAGUUCAAAGAGCAAAUGCAGACUAUGUUGUGAACUUUCAUUUGAGGCAUCGGUCUAGCUAAAUUAUUUGUAAAUAUUGUAAGCACAUCUGUUACCUCCAUUAGCAGGGAAAAGAUAUGACCUACCUCUUGGUAAACUGUUUGUGCAUAUAUUUAUGAUUGAUAAUGUGCUUAAACAUAUUUUCUACUAAAUUAUACUGUAGAUUUUAUUUCUUGAAUAUACAUUUAUACAUUUACAAAUAUCUUCAUAAUGCAGUGCAUUAUUAUUAUUAUAGGGAAAUCAUUAAACUCACAUGUCAUAUAAUGCUUGGAGAAGGCCACCAGAUUCAAUUCCUUGCAUCAAGAGCCCCUCACCAGUGUCUAGGAAUCUCCUGUUAGGGGUAUGUUGCUGCACAGUCUUGAUAACUAUUGGCGAGACCAUCUGUUAAACUGAACCAUUAAAUUGUUAUGUUCUAUUUUUCUUAUAUCUUUUAAGAUAAAAUAUUUUUUUAUUAAUUUAUUCACUGUAUUUAUAUUUUCUCUUCUACCCUUCCUUUUUCCCUCCCAAUACCCUGUUUUGUUAUUACUGUGUCAGUUUUCAUGGGCAGAGAUAGCAACCAAAGUAUAUUUGCUCCAGUAACCUCAAGUACUUUCCCUGAUGCCUUUAUUCUAUAUUUGAGCAGUCUCAGAAGGAAUAUCAUUCACAGUUCCUCUUUGAUCCUGGGACUCCAAUGGAAAUAAGUCACUCUGUCUGACUUUUUUGGGUUAUCCUAGGUUCUCUACACAUAUGCUGCUAUGUAUGAUAAUUCUAUGUAACUGUAUUUGUGUAUACCUGAAUAAACUUACUUACUAAGGGAAUAUAUACUUUCCUUUCUUGAACCUAACUGACAUUUCUCAUGCACUGUAUGAUUUAGUGCAUCCCUCCUGAUUGUAUUGUUAUUACAGGAAGGCCCUGCCUGUACAGCAGAUUAGGUUCCAGGCUACCACUGUAAAGUGAAACCGCCUUUUUUCACUUUCAAAUGCAUAUAAAAGUUUGAUAACAUGUUUAUGCUAACAUAUAUUAAGUGACAAUAGAGGUAGGCCUAAAAAAAAUGCAUAUACAGUGCACAUAUUACUUACUAUAAGCUAAGUACUAAAAUAUUUUAAAAUGAGUGGUGAAUGUAUUUAUUGUAGGAAGUCUGAAUAAGUGAAGAAUGGGUAUAAUUAAAAACUACUGUAUUAGCGAAUGCCAUAAAGCUACCUCAGGAAAAUGAAGUAUGAAGUGUGGGCUUUUAUUUGCAUGAUUUGUGGUUAUUUUAUUUCAUAGCUCCUUUUGAACAGAUAGACAUUGCAUUGCAAUAGAUACACUCAAGCGUAAGACCAUGUAACACAGUGGAACCUCGGUUUUCAUCUUUAAUCUGUUCCAGAGAAUCUGACAAAAACCGAAUUCAAUGAAAACUGAAGUAAUAUUUCCCGUAAGAAAUAAUGUAAAUCUAAUUAAUCCAUUCCAGACACCCAAAAAUAUUGACAAAAAAUACAUUUUAUAGAGAAUAACUAUAGUUUUACACACAGAUAACAAUGAGAAAUACAUUUAAAUCACUUUUACCUUUAUUGAAGACUCUUUUUGGCAUAUGGAAGACAGCGAGGAAGGGAGAGGGAGGAAAGGUUAUCUCUACCACUCUCUACCACCAUCACUACCCCCCUCUACCACCAUCACAACUACUACCACCCUCUACCACAAUCACUACCCCCCUUCUACCACCAUCACAACCACUACCACCCUCUGCCACCAUCACUACCACCAUCACAACCACCCUCUACCACCAUCACUACUUAAACUACGAGAAACAAAGCCAGACUGACUCAAAAUGCAUGCGUGGGAUGCUUUGUGUGGGUACUGGCAGGCAGACACGUUUGGUAUGGUGGACGAAAACUUAGGUGAUGAACGAAAACUGGCACAAUAUUUUGACGAAAAAAGUCGUCGAAAACUGAAUUUGACGAAAACUGGUGCUCCACUGUAGUUACUAAAAAUUUUACAACAGACUGUAAGGUGUAGUGUACCCAAGCCAUAGCAAAUAAACAGUUUAGUUUCUAAUUAUAGUUACGGCCCCUCGAGUAAGGUUUCUUUAUGUUAGGUAAAAGUACACAAGUGCAACUAAUAUGACAUUAUAUUGUGGCAACAUUUCACUCUCUAGGAGCUUUGUCAAGCCGUUGCCAUAAUAAAAUGUCACACUAGUCACACUUGUGUCUUUUUACUUAACAUAUUGUCAGUAAUUAUACCAACAUUAAUACAGGUUUCUUCAUGCUGGUAUGGGACUCUUGACCUCUGUUUCCUGAGGGUACUGUAUACUCACAAAUUUAAAGGUUUAUCCUUUCCUAUGAGUGUAUGCAAUAAUUCUUUUGUAAUUAUAUUCUUGGAAAGUGCAGAAGUCAUGAGGGUUACUGAGCACCACAUAAUGUGAAGGUGUUGAUGGUAGGACAUCAUAUGAAAGGCUGGUAGUCACAUAAUUUUAUCAUUAUGUGACUACCAAGACUUGGUCUGAACAGUUUUUAAAGUUUUGUUCCAAACUUAUCUUUCUCAUUAAUAUAAAAAUCUUAGAUUUGC